This is a messenger RNA of Alligator sinensis (Chinese alligator), 1162 nucleotides long. It is a transcript of the gene FOXC2, whose product is annotated as forkhead box C2. Gene Ontology annotation, molecular function: RNA polymerase II cis-regulatory region sequence-specific DNA binding; DNA-binding transcription factor activity, RNA polymerase II-specific. The record is from RefSeq and is a predicted model, not a curated record. The transcript is spliced from 2 exons. Gene Ontology annotation, biological process: anatomical structure morphogenesis; regulation of transcription by RNA polymerase II; cell differentiation. The coding region runs from base 96 to 947 and encodes 283 amino acids. NCBI's taxonomy places the organism in Eukaryota, Metazoa, Chordata, Crocodylia, Alligatoridae.
GAGAGAGCCUGGUCGCCAGCCUCCGCAGAGGGUAGGUCCCUCCACCCCUUUGCUCCUCCUGGCUGCGAUCUCGGGGGAGGGGGGCUCCGUCCAGGAUGCAGGCUCGCUACUCCGUCUCCGACCCCAACGCGCUGGGAGUGGUGCCCUACUUGAGCGAGCCGAACUACUACCGGAGCGCGGGGACUUACAGCAGCAUGGCCAGCCCCAUGGGCGUCUACUCGGGCCACGCCGAGCCCUACGCCGCGGGCAUGGGGCGCUCCUACGGGCCCUACCACCACCACCAGCCCGCGGCCCCCAAGGACCUGGUAAAGCCACCCUACAGCUACAUCGCGCUCAUCACCAUGGCCAUCCAAAACGCGCCGGACAAGAAGAUCACCCUCAAUGGGAUUUACCAGUUCAUCAUGGAGCGCUUCCCUUUCUACCGGGAGAACAAGCAGGGCUGGCAGAACUCCAUCCGGCACAACUUGUCGCUCAACGAGUGCUUCGUGAAGGUGCCCCGCGACGACAAGAAGCCCGGCAAGGGCAGCUACUGGACGCUGGACCCGGACUCCUACAACAUGUUCGAGAACGGGUCUUUUUUGCGCCGCCGUAGGCGCUUCAAGAAGAAAGACGUGGCUAAGGAGAAGGAGGAGGUGCGGGAGAGGCUGCUGAAGGAGCAGCCCAAGGAGCUGCCCAAGGAGCCGUCCUCGUCCUCGUCCUCGUCCUCCUCGUCCUCCUCCGAGAAGAAGGUGGUCAUCAAGAGCGCGCCCGGCCACGCCUUCGGCGCCCAGCAGCAGACUUUCCCCAACGUGCGGGACAUGUUCAACUCCCACCGGCUCGGCCUGGAGAGCUCCGGCCUCGGCGAGCACCAGGUGAGCGGCAACACGAGCUGUCAGAUCCCCUAUAGAUCGGCGCCCUCCAUAUACCGCCACUCCACCCCCUAUUCCUAUGACUGCACUAAGUACUGAGCAGCCUCGAGCUGCCAAGGCCCCCCGUCCUGAGACCGCCUAAGGGAAGAUGUCAGCGCACCUGGGAGCCCCCCGAGAGAGCUCUAGACCUGCCCCCCUUCCUCCAUCCUUCCUUUCCAAGCCAGACAAGUCACUUCUACUUGAAAAAGGAAAAAAAAAAAAAGGUUUUAAAAAAAGGAAAGAAAAAGACAGACAGACACAGAGAGAGAGAGAAA